This is a messenger RNA of Toxotes jaculatrix (banded archerfish), 3407 nucleotides long. Its product is annotated as protein-glutamine gamma-glutamyltransferase E-like. The transcript is spliced from 16 exons. Gene Ontology annotation, biological process: peptide cross-linking. Gene Ontology annotation, molecular function: protein-glutamine gamma-glutamyltransferase activity. NCBI's taxonomy places the organism in Eukaryota, Metazoa, Chordata, Actinopteri, Toxotidae. Bases 1 to 2169 code for a protein of 722 amino acids. The record is from RefSeq and is a predicted model, not a curated record.
AUGGACAACAUGCAACAGAUAACACACGACUCCAGAGGGAUUCAUCAUGACCAUUGCCACCUGAAGUUAGUCAACUUUGAGGCUCAUGAGAACCACAUUGCCCAUGAGACAGAGGGGCUCAGCAAUAAGUGCCUGGUGGUGCGACGGGGGAAACCAUUCAAACUCACUCUGCUGUUUCACAGCCGGUUUUGGAACCUUCACAUCAAGAACCUGGUCCUGGAGGUUUGGCUAGGCAGUCUGUCAGAGAGGAUCCCAGUCCAGUUCUCUGACAAGGGGUCCAACCCUCAGCGCUGGUCAGCCAAAGUCUACCCAGGCAACAUACAUUCAGAGUCAGUCACCAUCCACAUCCGCUCCCCUGUUUUGUCCUCGGUGGCUGUAUAUAACCUCCUGGUCCACAUAGCGACUGAACAGACCACAAAGAGCUUCGCAGUGGGAUCAUUUGUGCUGCUCUGCAACCCCUGGCUGAGUGAUGAUCCAGUGUACAUGCCACACAAUGUCCAAAUACAAGAGUAUAUCAAGAGUGAUUAUGGGAUGCUGUACAUGGGCACCACUCUAAACAUUAGUAAACGUCCCUGGUCGUUUGGUCAGUAUGAGCCUGGGGUCUUAGAGGCGUGUCUGAAGCUCCUGCAGGUCAGCCCACAGCACCUCCGAGACAAACACAAAGACUACAUUCUACGAGCAGACCCCGUCUACCUUAGCAGGGUGGUCUGUGCAAUGGUGAACUGCGAGGACGACCUGGGUGUUCUGCAGGGGAAGUGGCACGGCGGCUACAAAGGUGGGGUUAAGCCUUCAGAGUGGAGCGGCAGUGCCGACAUCCUGAACCGCUGGCUGUUGUCCCACUGUCAGCCUGUGCGCUACGGACAGUGUUGGGUCUUUGCAUCUGUCCUCUGCACAGUGAUGAGAGUGCUUGGGAUUCCCUCCAGGGUGGUGACCGUUUUUAACGCCGCCCAUGACGGUGACGCCAGCCUGAAAAUUGAAGAGUUUUACUCGAUCACAGGGGAGAAGCUCAACCUGUCCAAGGACAGCAUUUGGAACUUCCAUGUAUGGGUGGAGUGCUGGAUGAGAAGACCAGACCUUGGUGCAGGGUUCGACGGCUGGCAGGUUGUGGACCCAACCCCCCAGGAGAAGAGUGGUGGGAUAUUCUGCUGUGGGCCCUGCCCAGUAGUUGCUGUCCAGCAACGCUGCCUUAGCGCCCAAUUUGACACCCCAUUCAUCUACGCCUCCGUUGAUGCUGAUGUCACACGGUUGACUGUGAACGGUGGACAGUUGGUGGGCAGAACGGUGGACACUGAGUGUGUGGGGCAGCUGAUCUACACCAAGAGCAUUGGCUCAGACAAGCCAGAGAAUCUAACACACACUUAUAAGAGCAAGAAAAGACAUCAAAUGGAAGGCAUUGUAGGCAGCACAGAGAUGAGCGCAGUCGGAAGAACAUUGACAUAUCGUCAAGAAAAAGAGCUUCAGUCCUUUCCACAGAGAUGUGGAGCAGGACCUUCAGGAGGAACGUCACCUGGUUUGGAGGUGUCCCUAAACAUAGAUGGGAUGCCGUCAGUGGGUGAGAGCAUUCGCUUACGUGUGAUAGUCACAAACCAGUCAAGUGACUCCAGGGUCCUGUUGGAACACCUCAACGCUCAGGUCAAAGAGUACAACAGCAGCACACGAGAGACCUUUUGGGAGCUACACAAAGAGGUUCCCAUACAGCCACAUGAAGUUUUGACACUCCAGCACACCAUCGCUCCCUCUCAGUAUGACUCAGUCCUGGCAGGUGAUGACAUUGUGAAUGUUGCAGUGGUGAUAAAGGACACGAGGACUGAAGAAAGAUUCCUGGAUGCAAAGGAGUUCAACAUAAGCUCACCAGAGAUAACCAUGGAGAUCGAAGGAGGGGACAGCAUCGAGAUGAAGAAGAGGUACACAGCCCUGGUGUCCUUCACCAGCAAGUUUGACAAAACUCUGAAAGAAGCUGUGCUGACUGUGGAGGGAUCUGGCUUGUUGCAAGGCAAACACGAGGCCAGGCUGGCUCUUCUAAAGCAAGGUGAGAAGAUAGAGCAGAAGGUGACCAUCAUGGCUGCUUCACCUGGCACUAAAGUGCUGAUGGCCACGUUCUCACACAGCGACAGCCCCGCCGUCAUUUCCAGGAGCUUCCACAAAGUGUCCGUCACGGCUGCAUCAUAGGAAGCAGUCUGUCCUUCCUAAAGCUUCAACAACAAGAAACAGCUCCUCGAACCUUUUGAGUUACAGUUAGAACAAUAGCACACAUUCAUUUCUUUGCACUGGGGAUGCAAAUGGUAUUCCUUCUUUACUUUUACUAUAUAUUAUUAUAUAUAUUUUUGUAUUUUUACUAUAUUUGCUUUUUUUGGGAAGCUGUUCAUAUUCACUGAUAGAUACUGUAUAUUUCAUAUAUGUUGUAUAUGUGAACAUAGAGUAUUAGUGUUAUUUUCUGCAUAGUGCCUGAUUAUAUCCCCGUUUUUUACUGAUUUAAUGAUAACGACUAUAGUUACACAAUACAUUUUGCACACACGUGGUAAACUAAUAUAUUUGCAUCAGUGGGGUAGUAAUCUCUGAAUACAAAUGACAUAAAAAUGUCAUGUAAAUAAUACAGCGACAGUACACUGACAUCUGCUCACUUUAGGUAAGAUUCAAAAACAGACUAUUUGUCAGGUGCAGAGGAAUCAAACAGUCUGAAAUUGAUUGCGGGUGUCCUCCAACCAAAAGGUGCCACCCAUCUGCAAAGCUACAACCAAGAUGACAGACCUUGUUCAUACUUGGCAUUUUGGCACAUCAUAGCAGCUUAUAUUGCCUUUAGGAGAGCUAGUUCCAGUUUCCUGGCACAGCUGACUGGAAACGACCUAUCACUAACAGAAGUUGUUUCGCCUGUAGUUUUCUAACAAUGAGAAGUUGAAAUGUCUGCUGUGAAAAAGGACUACACCAGUGAUAUAUGUCACAGUAUCCCAAACCAACAUAGUACACACAGGGAAUGAAACCAUUCCAAAUCCGCUGAGAAAAAAGAUCAGACCUUAAAAGCUAAAGGCGUUUUUCUUUACCUUAAUAUUUUCAUGGAAAUGCUAACACACAUCCCCAAGGCCACUGAGGAAACUCCAUCCCCUAAUGAUUGAAAAGUGAAGGAAAAAGUAAGUGGACCUUGCAUUUACAAUUAUUUUUCUUAAAUCAAACUGUCGUUUUCAAGGUCAAGAGCUUUCACACUCAACUAAAUGCGUCUUAUCUGGUUGAUUGAGGCCACACCCUGUGGGUGAGACUGAAGCUAAGGUCAUGAUCCUUUCUAUUUGGCUUCAUCCUAAUUAAGAAGAGCUUCUACGGGUAGCAGAUGGCAGUGUGUGCCUUCACUUCAACUGUUCAUACAUAAAGAAUACACACUGUUUAUUUUACUAAACUGAUAUAUAACUGAUAUGAGU